Molecule: messenger RNA, 7083 nt
Organism: Cynoglossus semilaevis (tongue sole)
Lineage: Eukaryota; Metazoa; Chordata; Actinopteri; Pleuronectiformes; Cynoglossidae
Gene: usp54b
Product: ubiquitin specific peptidase 54b
Exons: 19
Coding region: 1327-4833 (1168 amino acids)
Biological process (GO): protein deubiquitination
Molecular function (GO): cysteine-type deubiquitinase activity
Source: RefSeq, a predicted model, not a curated record
AGUAUAAAAAGUUUUAGAACCACUGAUAUAGAUUAUAUGGAUAAUGUAGAUAAUAAUAAUAGAUAUUUCCAGUUUUAAGACACACAGAAAAAGGCUAUUUAUGAAGGUCAAAGGUUAAACAACCUGUCAAAUCUUGCCAUGUAGUUUGCCUCAAGAAUUGAUUAUUUUAUUUCAGCACUACAGGACUAUAAAAAGAAACAUGACAUUUACCUUCACACGAUCAGUCGGCAUCAGCUGUAUCACAGCAAAAUGAAAUGUGCUGCUGCAGGUUGGGACUAAACUGCUGUCAAUAGUACCAUCCAGUCCUCAUAACCCAGUACUGGGUCAUACCCUGUGGUUAAAUAGUCCGCCGCCUGGGGUUUAUCUACAUUUUUUUCUACAUUUUUGCACCACUGUACUGUAUGACUGUAAAAAUAUAUAACACACCAAACUCUUAUGGAGGUGAAAAAGCUUCAAACUAAGUGUGGAAAAGUUUGAAAUUGACCUGGAAAGGAGUGCAUUAGCUCUGCAUGGAGCCGUUUAGCUCGGCCAAGUAAUUUAUCUGACCUUAAUUCACAGCCUCACAUCAAAACCUGUUUCCAAAAAGGGAGAGGAAAAGUGUGACCCUGCUUUAAUGACUAUGAAUAAUUUAGGAGUUUUUCAUUAGUGACUUUUUUUUUUUUGCUAUGUAAACUGCAGUGUUGCAGAGCGAACACUUGCUGAAGAGGAAGCCACAGCCAAAAAAGAAGGGGCUGCAGUGCAGGCCACUACAGUAGAGGAGUCUGUGGAUCAGAGGCUUGAUGUAAUGGCAGUAUCUGGGUAGUAGAAAAAAAAAAUCAAGCUAAAAGCUAAGAAUUAUCCCUAAAUGAUUAUUCCAGUUUGCACAGAUUAAUUAAUGAUGAAUGCAGUCUACUGUAGAUUAUAGUGGUGUUCACUUAAUGGUAAGAACACGUUCACCACACCUCCCCCCUCCGCUCUCCCCUUCUCUUCACGUUGCAGUGUCUUAAUGUGACGUGAUGCCAUUAGUAACAUGUUAAAGGCUGCGUUGUUUCGGUUGAAUUUUGGUCGCUGUGUGUCUUGAUGCUUACACUGCGCUGCUGUUGCUGCUACUGCUGCAUCUCUUCUUUCUCAUUACACACACACACACACACACACACUCGUCACUCCUACCAAGACUUCCAGCUGGCACAAUCAUACCUCCACAGGCGCUUCUUGAAUACCAGCUUGAAGAGAGGGAGAAGGGUUUGGAGUAAGCUGAGGAGGGAGGAAUGUGAUGGGACAGAGGAUUAUGGAGAGUAAAGAAAGAGCCGAGGAAUAGAUGAGAAGAAGAAGCAGAAGAGAAGUGGGAUGAGGAGUAUACAGUAUGACAAAUCUGAGGAGAGGAAUAAAGAGGUUACCCCAGAGAGAAGGAGUGGAAUCAGAGAGUCAAAUAAGGUUCUGUGGCAUCUUGACAUCUUCCGCCGAAGCUUUCGACAGCUGACGACGCACAAGUGCAUGGAGGAUUCAUGUAUCUUUUGCGCUCUGAAGAGUAUCUUUGCUCAGUUCCAGUUCAGCAGUGAGCGUGUGCUGCCGUCAGAUGCAUUGCGGAGCGCUCUGGCCAAGACUUUUCAAGACGAACAACGCUUUCAACUGGGUAUCAUGGACGACGCCGCUGAGUGCUUUGAGAAUCUCCUGAUGCGGAUCCACUUCCACAUCAGCGCCGAGAGUCGAGAGGACAUCUGCACGGCCAAACACUGUAUACCGCACCAGAAGUUUGCUAUGACUCUUUUCGAACAGUGUGUGUGUACCAGCUGUGGGGCCACAUCAGACCCCCUGCCCUUCAUUCAGAUGGUCCAUUACAUCUCCACUACUUCCCUCUGCAACCAGGCAGUAAAGAUGCUGGAGUGCAGAGACAAACCCACACCCGACAUGUUUGGGGAAUUGCUUCGCAACGCCAGCAACAUGGGAGACCUGCGCAACUGUCCGAGUAACUGCGGGGAGGUUUUGCGUAUCCGCCGGGUGCUGAUGAACUCCCCCGAGAUCGUGUCCAUUGGUCUGGUGUGGGACUCGGACCACUCUGACCUGGCUGAGGACGUCAUUCACAGCUUAGGGACAUGUCUGCGGUUAGGAGAUUUGUUCUACCGUGUGACAGAGGAGAAGGCUCGCCAGGCGGAGCUCUAUUUGGUGGGCAUGGUGUGCUACUACGGCAAGCACUACUCCACCUUCUUCUUCCAGACCAAGAUACGCAAGUGGAUGUACUUCGACGACGCCCACGUUAAAGAGAUCGGCCCAAAGUGGAAGGACGUGGUGUCUCGCUGUAUCAAAGGCCACUAUCAGCCCCUGCUGCUGCUCUACGCUGACCCCCGUGGGACGCCAGUGAUACUGCAGGAGAGCCCCAACCCCUGUACCAGCUCCAACCCGCAGCUGGAGCUCCAGCACUGCAGCAGCAAGGCUGGUUACGACAGCGAAGACUCCGGUCGUGAGCCCUCCAUAUCCAGCGAUACACGGACAGACUCUUCGACGGACAGCUCGAGCCACCGCGCCUCCCGCAGCCGAUCCCUCCACCAGUCCACUGGUAGUCACCUCUCCAGUGAAUCCCAGACUACAGUGGUGUGUAAUUUCGACGUUGGCACACCACCGCACAGUGCUGACAACAGAGAGUCAGCGGUGGAGGGUCCCCCUCACCCUCCCUCUCCUCCGCUGCAGGAGUACAAGGAGACGGCCGUCUUCCUCCUCUCCUCACGCAGGCCGCUCACCUCCUCUUCCUCCUCCUCUCGGCCCCUGUCCUCCUCCUCAUCCUCAGGAGUAGGGGGCUGUGAGGGUGGGGCUGGAGGCCCCCAUUGGGAGGAUGAAAGCACCAGCAGCGAGAGCAAGUCCAGCUCUUCUGGAGGCCGUUACCGGCCAACCUGGAGGCCCAGGAGAGAGGCCCUGAACAUCGACAGCAUCUUCGUCCGUCAACGCGGCUCCUCUCUGGGCUACAACACGCUGCCCGGUCCCUCUCUCCCUCCAGAGUCCCGGGACUCCCUCCCCUUGGUGGGACCCACUCCACCCACUCAGCAAGGGUUACCAGAAUUGGAAGGGAGGGAGAUUGGAGACUUGGAAUUGGGAUUUGGGCUGGUAGGGCAGCCCAGGUCCCUGGGCAGUGGGCGGACAAUGGGUCCCCCUGCCCCUCCACCUCUGAGAGGGGUGGAGCACCAGCCACGUCUGAUUCAGAGGAUGGAAAGUGGCUACGAGAGCAGUGAGAGGAACAGCAGCAGCCCCGACAGGGAAGUGGGGCAACAAAAACGAGUGCUGAUGUCAGGACCGUCAUGGCGUUCGGUGCCCAAGUCAAAGAGCAGCGGUGCCAUACUGCAAGAGCUGCCCUCAGCCAGCUGGGGCAGUGGCACCAACACAGGCUCAGGGCGCAGCGAACUAGACGAGCUGCAGGAGGAGGUGGCGAGGAGAGCUCGCCAGCAGGAGCAGCAGAAGCGCAGGGAGGCAGAGCGGGAGGCCGCUAUGGGAUUUAACCCCAGACCAAGCAAAUUCAUGGACCUGGACCAACUCCAACACCAGGCUGUGUUCAGACCCCUGCAUGAAGCUAACGUUCAUAGCGGAUUGGCUGUAGCUGCGUGCAUGAGGAGCACUGGCGGCCCAAUCAAACGCAGGCAGGAACAGGAAAUGGAACGGGAGACAGGAAGCGCCCGUCCACAGGGCCCUCACAGUGAACAGCCUGGCCCGGUCCAAGUACUGCUGACGCCCAAUCAGGAGGAGGAAGAGGACCAGGCUGUGCCCAACCAGGACGCUACUCUGGGCCCGGACCCGCCCCCUCCACCCUACCGGUCCACUCUCCCUCGUCCCUCACUCACCCUUAGCAUUACUCACCCUUGUGCCCCAUCCAAGCGAGGGGAGGAGGAUGGGGGUGGAGGGUGUGUGGGACGGAGAAGGGAAGAAGAGGAGGUUGGGAGGGAAGGGACGGGGGUGAGGCUGUGUGAGCUGCUGCAGGCUGGGGGGGUGAGUGUCAGGCCCCUGGGGAAGCACCUGGCCAUCUCUCUGCCCUCACUUCCUUUGCGUCUCUGGGAUACACAACACACCGCACACACACCACACUCCACGCACCUUGAACCACCACGCGCACGCCCUCCCCCUCCUCCAUCCUCUCCUUCCCCGAGCUCCCCUCUGGAAGCCCCUGGGCAGAGAAAGCCUCCGGCACCUCUUUGGCAGCCGCCCCAUUCUCCCACCGUGGCCACUCAGAACUGGCUGAGACACGGAGCCGCCUGUGACAGCAGCACACGUCAUUGGUCCUCCUGGAGUUUGGACCGCCCCGAUGCCGUGGUGACGCCCUACAGCACACCCCCAGACUGCUGUGUUCCCAUCAGGCCGCAGGUGACCAGCCAGAACUACAGCUACAGUUGCCAGUCCUCCCCGGGACACUGCGGCGCCCAGCACGCCCACCGAUGUGAGCGUGAAGAGGCCGAGUUGACUGAGCUGGAUUCCCUUUAUCAAGCCAGUCUACAGGCGGGGAGGACAGGUACGACAACGUGCACACGCUGCAGUCCAUCAGAGAGGCUCAUAUCAAGAGUGGGAGGCCAGGGUCGCUCUAAGACCCCCAAUGCAGAUAUGGAGAGGAGUGUGUACGGGGCAGACUGCACCAGCACCCCCACCUACCUCAACAAGCAGCCAAUGAUGUUGCGGGAUCUGCGUUUCGGGGCGGAGCCUGAUGAUGGUGAAAAUCUGAGGCAAAUUGGACGCAGCCUGAGUGGCACAGUAGUGACCUCGCGCCGCAGUCGCUUGACUGCAACCCGCAGCCUUGAGCUGUCAGGCAGUGCAGGGAGCUUCUGGCUGUGUCUGACUGGGGUCAAGCUGUCCUCUGACCAGAGUCCUGCUCUGUUCCACUAACGUCUCACCGUGCUCUCUUCUACAUGGUGCAGCGGUGAUGCAGCGGGGUCUCCACAGACCUGGCUCAGGAGGAUCAAAGCUACGAUCCCCCCUUUUUUCUCCUUUUCCCUUAAAUGACAUGCACACGCAAACACAUGCACGCACACAUGCACAUCUGCACUGACAUAGAGCCUCCCUCAGCGCCUGCAGCAACCUGCUUAGCCCCUCCUUGCCUCUCCCCCCGCCUCCUUUAUCCUACUAUUCUGUCUAUGCAGUCACUCUGACCCCCGAUGACAACCUCAAGCUUCCCCUCUUCUUCUUGGGACUGUUGUUUCUUGUCUCCCCUUGGGGGGUUCUCCCAGCAUGCCACAGUCGGUGGCAUGGUCAGUUUGGUGUUGAUGUCGCAGCAGCCCCCGGUCGACCUGGGACCUGAGCUCUCAGCAGGACCCUCAGCUCAGGGGGAGGUUCUUACCAAGUAGCCACGCCUCUUCCUCUUUCUUCAUGGGCAUUUCCUGUUGGACGCACACGUAGCCGAACUGUCGGCCAUCUGUUGUCAGAUGGACAGCCAUAGUUUUUUUCUCCCUUUGUUUUAAGGGUUGUUUUAUUUCCUCUCUGUGUGCGCACACACGGUAAACCUGUCCGAGAUUGAACUCUCUAACAACUUUGAAUUCAUGUACAGAAAAACUCAUGUAUGAAACCUGUAUGUUAAUUAAUAAGACCUUAUGGAAUGUUGAUAAUGAUAAUUAACAAAUAUUGAUAAACUUAAAGUGGUACUUCCUCAUGUCUGCAUUUCAAAUACGAGUGGAGUGCACUUCACAAGUGUCUAGCUGGAGUUUCUGCCCCUUAAAAAAACGCUCGCUGACCUAAUGACGGCUCUCCCGUUUCUACCGGGAGAUUAAACAAGAAAAGCGCUUCCUUUGUUUCUAGGAUUCUUUCCUCUCUCCUUCUUUCCUUUCUAGCUCUGUUAUUCUCGCUUGCUUUCGUCCUUCCUAACAGGAAUCAGUAGCACCAGAAAUAGGCCAGCGGGGAAGGAAAGUGGAGAGGGAAUGAGAGAAUGUAGGUUAGGAAAGCCUUCUCCUAGGUUUUAUCUGGAAAAUAAAGAGAGGGAGAGAGUUGACUCAAGUGCACUUUGCAUGAUGAUUCUUGCAAAAGUGCACUUUUUUUGAAGGCUGUUUAACAAAGACGUGGGCCGAGGGGGUGUUUGUUUAACUUUAAGGCCUCAGGUGAACUUCAGUGGCACUUAGAAAUUCACACUUUAAUAUUCCUCUCUCUCCCCCCACUGAAACUGGUUUUGCAAACUCAGUUGUGAAUAAAGAAAAGGUUAAAGACUCAUCCUCAGCCUGAGACAGUCACGUGUCUAAUAUGAAUAUACUUUAUAUGAUAUAUAUGUAUUAGAGGUAUAUUUUCAGCCAGUGAACUAUCUUCUAUAGAGAUGUCAACCAUUCUUCAGUUGUAUGAACAGUCUUUAAAAUGAACAGAUGAAAUCACUUCCCCUUUACAGAGUAGCAUCCUGACAUGUGUAGAGUACAUUUAUUAUAUGCUUUAUUGAAAUAAUAUGUAAAAUAUCAAAAAGUCCUUAUCUAAAAAAGGAAAAGGCCAAUGUGAAGUUGGACGAGACUUUACUCAUGUUGAUUGAUCAUUGUGACUAAACCAAAGGUUGGCACUUAACUCAGAGAGCUUACUUAACUUGACUUCUUUUGUUUUUCAUUUAGGUUCACCUCUGUUGAUGUUGACGUUUGUUUUUUUGUUGGGGUUCUGGAGGUGGGAGAAUGUAGCCAAUUGUAGCGCAUGAGUCCGCUAUGCAAAUCAACCUUCCCUCACAAUCCUGUAUCAAGAGACAGUCAGCAGGCAGACACACCGACCCACGGACGCUCUCACAGACUCUGACCGAGACACGGAGACACGGAGACACGGAGACCGAGGAGGAGAAUCUCAUGUAUUAAUGCUGCUGGUGAACUUUGUUGUUCUGCAUCUACUACUAAGUCUCAUCCAAUGGAAUGCAAAGAGAGAGCAACAGGAGAGAGCAGGAUGGAGAAAGAGCGUGAAUGAAUGUAAACUAAAAAAAAAAAAAACAGGGAUGAGAGUGUGUGUUUUCUGGGGUGACGUGACGGUCAGAGAGGGGUGGAGGUUUUUACUGAAGAUGGUUUACUGUUUGUGGGUGAGUGUAGACUAUGUGUGUCAGUUCUGGGCUGUUGUUGCUCGGGGAAAGAGGGAACCUGUAUUUUUGCAAUAAAGUUAUUUACCAAUGCACUCCCACGUAAACGUAAAAUA